UGUCACAGCGAGAGCAGCUUACUCUAAAUAAUCUCUCGCUCAUUAUUGAAUAAGUGCAUUGAGAAAUUGCAAAGAAACGAAUAUCAUCUUGAGAAAAACAUGAAAAACAAGAUCGCGCUGCCCUGGAUUCACCUCCUGAUAACAGUUGCCGUGGCAGCUGAUCAAGGUGGAGUAUCAUUCUGGAAAGAAAGCUUCACGAUGAAAUGUCCACAAGAUGGGAAAUGGUUCCAUGGAAAAAGUGAAGUAGGGCCCAAAAGCAGCUCCUACACUGUUGAUUACGAUGGAAAUACCAAAGGCCUUUAUCAUUGUGAAUACGGUCCCCAAAUGUCUACCGUAGAAUACUAUUUCUACGUUGAAGGAAAAGGCUGCUCAAAUUGUUUUGAGAUGGAUGGCGUCCUGUUGGGGCUGGUUAUUGUUGCAGAUGUGAGUGUAACAGCAACAGUGAUGAUCCUGAUCUACCGGUGCGUCAAGAAGAGAAGUGCCACACAGGCAAUUGGAGGUCCAGUGCCACCCUCACCUGACUAUGAGCCCCUGAACAUACAUGGCCAGGAUGCAUACUCCUCCCUAAACAACACCAGAUCGAGAUGAGGGUGGGAAGAUAAAAUGUUUCACCGGCGAAGACAAACAACUGCAAAAGACGGACGGAAGACUUGGAAACUUUUUUUUUCCGGUUUCCUCGUAUGCUGGCAAUGUGGAAAUAUAUAUAUCAUAGAUUUCAUACAGGCGUCAAGAAUAGUGAGUCUGACAGAUCAUUGGCAAUAUUACAUUAACAGACAUCAUCACACAAACUAAGAUCGCGGCAUAACUUGUUUACUCAAUCAUUUAGUAUACUGUAUAUACAGUUGAUAUUUAGUAUGAAACACAUUGUGUGGAAAGUGAACUAUUAUGCCACUCUGCUUAUGCAACAAUGCAUUAGAUUAUACACAUCACAAAUAUGGCUAAGAGACUGUUUUUAUAAACGCUCCGAUUUGUUUGGAUUUUAAAAUGUUUAUUAUUAAGUAAUAGAAAUCUAAAUAAUCAAUUAUACGUUAGGUCCGGAAAAAACACAGAGGCUAUU
Molecule: messenger RNA, 1057 nt
Organism: Entelurus aequoreus (snake pipefish)
Lineage: Eukaryota; Metazoa; Chordata; Actinopteri; Syngnathiformes; Syngnathidae
Product: T-cell surface glycoprotein CD3 epsilon chain-like
Exons: 5
Coding region: 100-588 (162 amino acids)
Biological process (GO): positive thymic T cell selection; cell surface receptor signaling pathway
Cellular component (GO): external side of plasma membrane; alpha-beta T cell receptor complex
Molecular function (GO): transmembrane signaling receptor activity
Source: RefSeq, a predicted model, not a curated record